ACUGCAUGACGUUAGUUCUUCAUGCCAAGUCGGGUCUUCACUUCAGUUUAUGACGCAGUUCGAUUCGUAUCCCUUUAAGACCUUGCUCGGCUGUUCUUCCGAGUGUUUCCACCCAAGACCCAUCUUAUCUCGUUGUCAAAAUUUUUUACGAUCAUCCUGUACCUUUUGUGCUUUGCUACAACGGAAAUACGACUUCUUUCCCUUCGCAGUUUACGGCCUGGUUUACAGCAGCGACACUCCUACCAAAAAGUCUACUCUACUCAACUCUGACGUUAAUCCACUCCACUCCACUCUGUUCUACAACAAGUAUCCGUACAUCGAGGUGUAACGGUAUACCUCUAUUUCUCCCUUGUUCGUCGAGAACACUCUUGUGAAACAACUCCUGCAGAACAGUUUACGGCCUGGUUUACAGCAGCGACACUCCUACCAAAAAGUCUACUCUACUCAACUCUGACGUUAAUCCACUCCACUCCACUCUGUUCUACAACAAGUAUCCGUACAUCGAGGUGUAACGGUAUACCUCUAUUUCUCCCUUGUUCGUCGAGAACACUCUUGUGAAACAACUCCUGCAGAACAGACAUGCACACUGGACCACCUCGAGACAUGCAGGCCGGACCGCCUAUACACAUGCAGACCACACAUUGAUACAUGCAGGCCAGACUGCCUCCAGACAUAAAAGCCGGACAAAGCUACCUCACACAAAAGACAUGCAUACCAGACCACCCAUACACAUGCAGACCACAGGUCGACACAAACAGACUGCACAACGUCGACACAUGCAGGCCGGACCACCUCGAGAAAUCCAAGCUGGACCACCUCUAGACAUGCAGGCCGGACCACCUCAACACAUCCAGCCCGACCACCUCCAGACAUGCAGGCCGGACCAGCUCGAGACAUGCAGGCCGGACCACCUCUACACAUGAAGACCACACAUUGAGACAUGCAGGCCACACCACCUUUACACAUGAAGACCACACAUUGAGACAUACAGGCCAGACCACCUCGAGAAAUGCAGGGCGGACGACCUCAAGACAUGCAGGCCGGACCACCUCGAGAAAUCCAGGCUGGACCACCUCUACACAUGCAGACCGGACCACCUCGACACAUCAAGGCCAGACCACCUCCAGACGUGCAGGCCAGACCACCUGGAGACAUCCAGGCCGGACCACUUCGAGACAUGCAGGCCGGACCACCUUUACACAUGCAGACCACACAUUGAAACAUGCAGGCCGAAGAACCUCGAGACAUGCACGCCGGACCACAUCGAGACAUGCAGGCUGGACAACCUCGAGACAUCCAGGCUGGACCACCCCGACGCACAAAGACCGGACCACCUCGACACAUGCAGAGACAACGCUUCCUCACAAAAAAGACAUGCAGACUUGACCGCCUCAAACAUGCAGACCGGACCGGCUAUACACAUGCAGACCACACAUUGAAACAUGCAGACCAGACAGCCUCCAGACAUCAAGGCCAAACAAAGUUACCAGACACAAAAGACAUGCAGACUGGACUGCCUCGACACAUGCAGGCCGCACCACCUCGAGAAAUCCAGGCUGGACCACCUCUAGACAUGCAGGCCGGACCACCUCAACACAUCCAGGCCGACCACCUCCAGACGUGCAGGCCGGACCACCUCAAGACAUCCAGGCCGGACCACCUCGAGACAUGCAGGCCGGACCACCUUUACACAUGCAGACCACACAUUGAGACAUGCAGGCCAGACCACAUCCAGACAUGCAGACCAGACCACCUCGAGACAUCCAGGCUGAACCACCUCAAGACAUCCAGGCCGGACCACCUCGAGACAUGCAGGCCGGACCACCUUUACACAUGCAGACCACACAUUGAGACAUGCAGGCCAGACCACCUCCAGACGUGCAGGCCGGACCACCUGGAGACAUCCAGGCCGGACCACUUCGAGACAAGCAGUCUGGACCACAUCGACACAUGCAGGCUGGACAACCUCGAGACAUCCAGGCCGGACCACCCCGAGACACAGAAACCGGACCACCUCGACACAUGCAGAGACAACGCUUCCUCACAAAAAAGACAUGCACACUGGACCACCUCGAGACAUGCAGGCCGGACCGGAUAUACACAUGCAGACCACACAUUGAAACAUGCAGACCAGACUGCCUCCAGACAUCAAGGCCAAACAAAGUUACCAGACACAAAAGACAUCCAGACUGGACUGCCUCGACACAUGCAGCCCGCACCACCUCGAGAAAUCCAGCCUGGACCACCUCUAGACAUGCAGGCCGGACCACCUCAACACAUCCAGGCCGACCACCUCCAGACGUGCAGGCCGGACCACCUCAAGACAUCCAGGCCGGACCACCUCGAGACAUGCAGGCUGGACCACCUUUACACAUGCAGACCACACAUUGAGACAUGCAGGCCAGACCACAUCCAGACAUGCAGACCAGACCACCUCGAGACAUCCAGGCUGAACCACCUCAAGACAUCCAGGCCGGACCACUUCGAGACAUCCAGGCUCGACCACCUGUACACAUGCAGACCACACAUUGAGACAUGCAGGCCAGACCACCUCUAGACAUGCAGGCCGGACCACCUCGACACAUCGAGGCCGACCACCUCCAGACGUGCAGGCCGGACCACCUCGAGACAUGCAGGCCGGACCACCUCGACACAUGCAGGCCGGACCACCUUUACACAUGCAGACCACACAUUGAGACAUGCAGCCCAGACCACCUCCAGACGUGCAGGCCGGACCACCUGGAGACAUCCAGGCCGGACCACUUCGAGACAAGCAGUCACGACCACAUCGACACAUGCAGGCUGGACAACCUCGAGACAUCCAGGCCGGACCACCCCGAGACACAGAAACCGGACCACCUCGACACAUGCAGAGACAACGCUUCCUCACA
Branchiostoma floridae (Florida lancelet) is the source of this 2891-nucleotide messenger RNA. RefSeq lists its product as uncharacterized. The transcript has 8 exons. NCBI's taxonomy places the organism in Eukaryota, Metazoa, Chordata, Leptocardii, Amphioxiformes, Branchiostomatidae. The coding region runs from base 1223 to 2557 and encodes 444 amino acids. The record is from RefSeq and is a predicted model, not a curated record.